This is a messenger RNA of Andrographis paniculata, 1437 nucleotides long. RefSeq lists its product as uncharacterized. The record is from RefSeq and is a predicted model, not a curated record. The transcript has a single exon. The coding region runs from base 238 to 1194 and encodes 318 amino acids. Gene Ontology annotation, biological process: lipid metabolic process. Gene Ontology annotation, molecular function: phosphoric diester hydrolase activity. NCBI's taxonomy places the organism in Eukaryota, Viridiplantae, Streptophyta, Magnoliopsida, Lamiales, Acanthaceae.
CCCACCUUCAUCAAACAUUGUCAGUGACAAAUCCAAUGGCGUUCCAAUUAAUUCAUUAUUAUUGUCAGAGAGAAAAUAAGGAAGAAAAAACCAGGAGAAGAAGAAGAAGAAGAAGAAGAAGAAGAAGAAGUUGGAUCCCUACAUCGUCAAUCAAUCAAUCUCCUCUUCCCUUCCCUUCCCUUCCCUGUAAUUUUUUUCUUUCUUGUUGUUAAUCAACAAACAAGAACAACAACAAGAAUGGGGUCUCAAGUCUCCAAACAAGUGGAACGAAGAAAAGCAAUCUCCACAGAGAAGAAGGCCCUGGUUGACCUCAAAAAUGGAGGAGGAACAGAUUAUCCAGGCUCCGACUACCGCCCCCCUGAUCGGAAAAACUGGAUGGCCGGCCUCGGCCCCGACAAGGUCAGAAUUCAUCAGAUAGUGUGGCCGGGCACUCACGACUCCGCCACCGACAAAAUUGGGAUCCCCCUCGUCAGCAGGCCCUUCGCGCAAUGCCAAUCCCUCUCCAUCUACGACCAGCUCAAGCUCGGCGCCCGCCUCAUCGACAUCCGCGUCCAGAAAGACCGCCGCGUCUGCCAUGGAAUCCUCCUCAGCUACAACGUCGACGUCGUCAUCAACGACAUCAAGAAGUUCCUCCAGGAAACCCAAUCGGAGAUCGUCAUCCUGGAAAUCCGGACCGAGUUCGGGCACGAGGACCCCCCGGAUUUCGACAAAUACCUGGUGGACCAGCUCGGGGAGUUUCUGAUCCACCAAGACGAUCAGGUGUUCAACAAGACCAUAUCGGAACUGCUCCCGAAGCGGGUGAUCUGCGUGUGGAAGCCCCGGAAGGCCCCCCAGCCGAACUCCGGCGACCCCCUGUGGGGGCCGGGGCACCUGAAGGACAACUGGAUCGACACGGAUCUGCCGUCCACCAAAUUCGAGAGCAACAUGAAGCACUUGGGAGAGCAGCAGGCGGUGACGCAGAGAAAGUACUUUUACAGGGUGGAGAACACGGUGACGCCGCAGGCCGAUAAUCCGGUGCUGUGCGUGUGGCCGGUGACCAACAGAAUCCAUCAGUACGCCAGGAUGUUCAUAACGCAGUGCUUCGAGAAGGGAUUCGCCGACAGGCUGCAGGUCUUCUCCACGGAUUUUAUUGACGGGGAUUUUGUGGAUGCAUGCGUCGGGCUCACCAGCGCCAGGGUUGAAGGGAAAGCUUGAUUUCUGAAUCAGCCAUGGCUGCCUGAUGUAUAUGCUGCUGCUGCUGCUGCUGUCUAUUCAUUCCACUUGUUCAUCUUUCUUUGUGUUUUUUUUUUUUAAGAAUUUUUUAGACUGUCCGUCCGGUGGUCUAUUCGAUUCUAUACUAUUCUCUAUUUAUGUGCAUUUUGUUUCAUUUCAUUUAAUUUAAUUUAGGUGCCUGCCUGCCUGCCUGAUUAUCAAUGAAUGAAUCAUCUUGUGCAAAAA